Messenger RNA from Komagataella phaffii GS115, 2382 nucleotides. RefSeq names its product Nucleolar protein, component of the small subunit (SSU) processome. Gene Ontology annotation, cellular component: small-subunit processome; nucleolus; 90S preribosome. The record is from RefSeq and is a predicted model, not a curated record. Gene Ontology annotation, molecular function: protein binding; U3 snoRNA binding. Gene Ontology annotation, biological process: endonucleolytic cleavage in 5'-ETS of tricistronic rRNA transcript (SSU-rRNA, 5.8S rRNA, LSU-rRNA); endonucleolytic cleavage to generate mature 5'-end of SSU-rRNA from (SSU-rRNA, 5.8S rRNA, LSU-rRNA). Bases 1 to 2382 code for a protein of 793 amino acids. The transcript has a single exon. Lineage: Eukaryota; Fungi; Ascomycota; Pichiomycetes; Pichiales; Pichiaceae.
AUGAAUAGUACAAGUUUGAGGUCUACAUUUGCGGCCACCGAUUUGGAGGCUAUUUAUGUAGGAGGAUGUGCUGCCACGAUGAACGAAGUCGGUACGAUACUGGCUACCGCAGUCGAGGAAGAUGUUGUGAUCAGCAAUGUCGAGACAAAUACCGUACUUCACCGCUUGGAAGGGGAUGGCGAGAUAGUGACUGCCCUUCAGUUGACCCCCGAUGGCAGAUAUUUGGGGGUUGUGUCCCAAUCUCAACAGCUCAGAAUUUUCAACUUAGAAUCAGAACAGUUUGUCACAAAUUUCAAGCUUUCUUCGCCAGCAUACAUCGCUGCCGUGGAUCCCACCUCUACACUGUUUGCAUUUGGAGGAAGUGACGGUAUAAUUACAGUAUUUGAUAUCGAAAACGGAUAUGUGACACAUAGUCUGAAGGGACAUGGUACGACUGUGUGCUCGCUAGUUUUUCACGGAGAGCUAAAUGGAGGUAAUUGGAGAUUGGCAAGUGGAGAUACUACAGGAACUGUUAAGAUCUGGGACCUGGUCAAGCGCAAGGCUAUCAGAACAAUCAAUGAGCAUAAUGGCGCAGUUAGAGGUUUGGCGUUCAAUGCUGAUGGCGAACGUUUGUUGACCGGUGGAAGGGACAAAAUUGUGAUACUUUGGAAUACUAAGACCUGGAAGCAGUUGUUGGUUUUACCAGUGAAGCACCAGGUAGAGAGCUGCCAAUUCACAGACAAUCAUACAAUUUUCACUGCUGGUGGCGAUUGCAUACUAAAACUAUGGAGUCUCAAUAAUGGAAAAAUGAUAAACUCUACUGAGAAGCCACUAGAGACCAGCGAAGAGCUUAUCAUUACCGGAGUUUUAGCUGCUCAGCCAAAAGGGUCUCUUUAUCUUGUCCUAUCAGAUCAAACGCUAGUAGAGAUUGAUGUUAGCAUCAUUAGUGAGGGUUCUCCACUAACAGAAAUCAGGAGAAUAGCGGGUAAUCAUGGAACCAUUGCAGACAUGAGAUAUGUUGGCCCUGAAUUAAACCUUCUAGCACUGGCAACAAACUCCCCAGGUUUAAGAGUAAUUGACCCUGUUAAUAAAUCGUUAGAGAUGCAACUAUACGAAGGGCACAGAGAUUUGUUGAAUGCGCUGGAUGUUAGUUUGGACGGUAACUGGGUUGUAUCUGCUAGCAAAGACCAUGACGCUCGGUUGUGGUUUUACAAUGGCGGACGAUUUGUCAAUGUGGCAGUUUUUAUCGGCCAUGCGGGGCCUGUCACGGCUGUUGCUCUAUCCAGGACUUCGACUGGUGUACCCCACUUUAUCGUAACAGCAUCUACUGACUUAACCAUAAAGAAAUGGAAGCUUCCCAAGCAUUUUGAAAGAGACAUAGAAGAACUGGAAGAACCAUUUACUGUGAAGGUUUCUGAAUUUACCAGAAGAGCUCAUGAAAAAGAAAUCAAUGCUAUUGACGUUGCACCCAACGAUCAGUUUUUUGCGACUGCAAGUUAUGAUAAGACCGCAAAGGUGUGGCACAUCGAUACUGGAGAGACUGUUGGAAUCCUCAAGGGUCAUAAGCGAGGUCUUUGGGACAUACGGUUCUGCCUCUACGACAAACUGAUCGUUACGGCAUCUGGAGAUAAAACCUGUAAGGUGUGGUCCCUGCAGAAUUUCACCUGUUUAAAAACUUUGGAGGGACAUACCAACUCCGUCCAAAGGUGUCAAUUCUUCAACAAGAACAACCAGAUAGUUACCACUGGUGCUGACGGACUGAUCAAGAUCUGGGAUAAGUCAUCCGGUGAAUGUAUCAAGACGCUUGACAAUCAUGACAAUAGAAUUUGGGCUUUAUGUUUAAAGAAUGACGGGUUUAAUUUUGUUACAGCGGAUGCAGAUGGAAAGUUCAGUUUUUGGGAAGACGUUACCGAUGCAACUUUGAAAGAGGAAGAGGAAAACCGUAAAGCCCGUGUUGAGCAGGAGCAGUCUUUGGCAAAUUAUGUUUCCAAUAAAGACUGGAAUAAUGCUUUCCUUUUGGCGCUAACUUUAGAUGAGCCUAUCAAACUGUACAAAGUCUUGAAAGCAUCCAUUUCUACCAACGAAGACCCAGAAUCUGUUCUUGGAUCUUUUGCUUUGGAAAAGACUAUUAAAGGUUUAGCGUUUGAUCAGAUUACCUUAUUGUUCAAGAGAAUCAGAGACUGGAACACCAAUUCAAGAUACUUUGAAGUAGCUCAAAAGCUGAUCAAAGUUAUCUUGAAGGGAUGCAAUUUGAAGGAGUUGAUUGAAGUGCCUGGAGUUGUCAAGUUCAUUGAAGGAAUCAUUCCGUAUAGUGAACGUCACUUCUCCAGAAUAGAUGACCUUUUGGAACAGACUUAUACCUUGGAUUACGCAAUUCAAGAGAUGGACAAAUUAACAGUAUAA